Messenger RNA from Pseudogymnoascus verrucosus, 2664 nucleotides. RefSeq names its product Mitochondrial outer membrane protein iml2 (gene IML2). The transcript is spliced from 2 exons. NCBI's taxonomy places the organism in Eukaryota, Fungi, Ascomycota, Leotiomycetes, Thelebolales, Thelebolaceae. Gene Ontology annotation, cellular component: mitochondrial outer membrane; nucleus; cytosol. The record is from RefSeq and is a predicted model, not a curated record. The coding region runs from base 329 to 2521 and encodes 730 amino acids.
CCGGAUCCAUCGGCGUUAUCGGGGGUUAAUUCAGCUCAAAGAUGAUGUAAAUGCGUGAAAGCCUUGAAGCAGGUUGACGCGGCCCCGGCCACAGCCGCCAGAGGAUCCAACGUUACUUCUUCCUUAUUUUUUUUCCAUGUUGUAAGAUAUUACUGUAUACGCUUGAUUUCCUUCGUACCCCGUCGUUCUUGCUUAAACCCUUUUCCCAAGACGGAACUUGUCGGACCCUUGGUUUUCUAUAACCCUCCAUGUCAGCAUUUGCCUCCUUCGUGUGAAUUUGUUCAACACAACCCAGGGCUAUUCCACAGCACUGCUCAGAGGCUACAUUAUGGUCGGCCUUGGAUGGCUUCGCGGCGGAGCAAAAUCAGAGCCUGUAACUUCGCCCAAAACUCCAGCUGAUGAGCUGAAGCAACUCGAGCAUGCCCUGGCAGCUGUAAUAUGGAUUAUGUCGGAUGACGUCGAUGCGGCGGACAAUGCACUGCACGAAGAGACGUCCUCUUUCCAUUAUCUCGGCCGUGGGGUUACGCAGUUUUUACGAUCAGUCCUGGGAUUUGAACAAGAUGUUAUGAAGGAAGCAUCCAACAGACUUGCGGCAGCUGAGGCAUCAUCUUGGGCGGACCUGAAACGGGCGCAAAAGGACCACAAGUCAUACCAGUCAAGGCUGUAUUCUCCAGGAGCAGAGUAUGCAUUAUGCUACGCAGAAUCUCAGAUGAUGAGCGCAGUGGUUGGCGUGCUGAACGAGAGCUUGACGGAGAGUAUUAAAGGAUUCUAUAAGCUCAGAAAGGCCUACUUUACUCUGGAUUCGAUCAUGCAGGAGGAGGCGGCAUUUAUGCGCAAACAACGGGGAGAGCAGAGUACUUCAAAUGGAGAUGCGCCGAGAAGACCAUCUAUGCCUGGGAGCUUCGAUGAAGGAGAAUUUACGGAUUUAACGGACUCGAGGGACGUUAGUCAGACGAACCUAGCCGCAAAGGGUGCAGAAUUGGUGGAAAAACAGAGUCCAGACGAUAGCGAUUUAGAAUUUUUGGAUGCAGAUGAAUCGAAGGCUGGAAUUGAGACUACAGCGAAUUACCUUGGCCACACCAUUUCCAAUGAGGAAUUUGAGCUCCGAGCCGCCAAUGCUUCAGCAGGCACAAAAAAUGGCGAAAAGGAAGGCGAGAUGCUGCGAACACCUACAGUUACAUCCGCAAAAUCCAAAGCAUCAUCUCACCAAGCCCCAGAGGCCGAGUUUUUUGCCAAUCCCAUGGACCUCUUCAUCCACUCUGGCACUAAUUUAUGCUACGGACUCGUCCUUCUGAUUAUUUCCAUGGUCCCUCCAGCUUUUAACAAACUUCUUUACAUCAUAGGCUUCCAAGGUGAUCGUGGACGGGGUAUCAGGCUCUUAUGGCAGGCAACUAAGUUCGACAACAUCAAUGGCGCUGUUGCUGGGCUUGUGCUCCUUAGCUACUACAAUGCCGUUGUUGGCUUUUGCGAUAUCGUUCUCACCGAUAAAGAUGCGAGAGAGGAUGAUUCCACAGCAUUUUCAAUGGCUAAAUGCAACGACCUUAUUGAGACCAUGAAAUCACGCUACCCAACUUCCCGAUUGUGGCGCCUAGAAGAGGCCAGAAAAGAGGCUACGAACCACAAUUUAAAGGGUGCAAUCCAGAUUCUCAACAACAACCAAGAUAGUAAAACGAAACAAAUCCUGGCUUUGAAUAUGUUCGAAAAAAGCUUGUGUUCUAUGAGUCUCCACGAGUUCGAGCUUUGCACAGAAAGCUUCGUCGAAUGUACGACAUUGAACAGCUGGAGCCAUCCCUUAUAUAUCUUCGCUGCUGGAUCAGCACAAGUGGAGCUUUACCGUAAACACAGGAUUUCUAAUCCAGAGCUUGCGAAGAAGCACAAAGACAGGGCCACAGGACUGUUACGGAAGGCUCCAACGUUGACCGGGAAGAGACGCUUUAUGGCGAAGCAACUACCAUUUGAUAUCUACGUGGCCCGCAAAGUUCAAAAAUGGGAAGAACGUGAAAAGGAAUGGAAAGUGGACCUCGUGGACGCCAUUGGUGUCAGCCCCCUAGAGGAAAUAAUCUACUUGUGGAAUGGUUAUAAGAGGAUGCGACCAGAAGAGCUACAAGUCUCCCUGCAGACCUUGAAUUGGGACAAUGCCACUCAUCCCGAGAAGUUCAAGGCUGAUAUGGAUGAGGUUGGACUUCAAGCGUUGAUGCAUGGGGCUGUUUUGAGAUAUCUUGGGAAAUUCACGGAGGCACGGCAGUUGCUGACGGAGAAUAUCGUUAGCCGCGACAAGAAUGUCUUCAAAGGCCACCUCUACGACGACUGGAAUUGUCCCUCUGCGUAUUACGAAAUGGCAGUGAUAUCAUGGAUGGAAAGAGACCUGCCGGGCAUGGAUAGCAAAGCUAAGCUAGUGGAGUGCGAGCAAUGGCUAAACAAAGUCGCAAAAUGGGAGACAUCAUAUGUUUUGGACGCUCGUAUUGGGAUGAAGGUUACUACCGGAUUGGAUACGAUCAAAAGGUGUCGCCCAAGGGUGUAAAUUAUUGGUACAGGGCUUGAAUAGGAUACAUAUGGGUUUGGAUUAGAGAAAAGCAUUUAUUGGCGAAAUAAAAUGCUUGUUACAUAUGAAACUGAUAGAAGAAAUUUGGCGUUCUUUGGCGUGGAAUAAAAGCAGUUUGAAGU